GUUAGAGCGCCCCUUCUGCCUUUAUUUAUAUUUAAAUUUAAUUUUAAGAAGCCAACCCCCAAAUUCUGUUUGGCUUCAUUUCAUUUUCCCGCCCGCGUCGCUCAAUUAUGGUUACUUUGCACUUCGCGUUUAGCGAAGUUGGCGUGCCUGGAAUUUCAAAACAAAAUUUGUUGAAUUUUUCACUCGCCGCCAUUUUCAGUUAAAAGAAACGAAAUUGUUUGACCAAAGGGACGCUUCAACGAAUCGUAAGUGAAACAUCCCCUAAUUUGCCAACAACAACUCACUGAAACAAAUCCGCACAACAACACUCAAAUAUCGCGUUGAUUAACUCUCUAUUUUUGAGGUUAGUUUUGUGUUGUUGAAGAGAAAGUCGUUUCGGAUAUGGAAGAGCAGCACAAGGCUGCUGCUGCGGCAGGACCGUCAUUGGGGUCUUCUUCAACGCGAAAGAAGCAAGAAGACAAGUAUCGCAAGAAGGAUCCCAAGUCUUGGGAGAACAUUAUAAAGUUCAUCGCUUCAAUGGAAGAUUCAGCCAAGUUUCUGUACAUCGAAACCAAGUACAAGGAGCUGUACAACGAAGAUAGACAGUUGAAUGUGGUUUAUCAACAAUUGGUAAGACAAAAUGCAGCUCUCCAGAAAGAGAUGGAUCACAAUCAAACCGAAUUGGCCAAAAGUAUUGUGGCAAGGGCUCGUCUAGAGAACCUCUGCCGGGAGUUACAAAAACAAAACAAGCAGAUUAAGGAAGAAAACAUGGCCAAAAUUAAAGAAGAAGAAGAGCGCCGCAAAGAAGUAUCUCUAAAAUUUGCUGACAAACUCAAUGAUAUUAAUAGCAUGAUGGAAGAUAAUAAAGAAAAAAGUGAUAAGUUGCGAGAAGAAAAUCUCAAAAUGACUGCUAAAUUAGCUGAUCUUUAUGCUCAAUUCCAAAAGCGCGAGGAAGAUAUAUCCAAAAUGUCUCAGCAGUUAGAGCUCGAGAGACAAUUUUCUCAAGCUACAUUAACAAAAAUGGAGCUUGAAAUAAAAGCGGAGAAAGAAUUACAUCUGCAAGAGCAAACACUGAUGAAAGGCAAUUUAGAAAAAAGCGAAGCAAACUGUGCCGUGCUUUUAAGUACAGUAAAAGGUCUCCAAGAUCAUAUUGAUGUAUACAAACAUCAAUAUGAGGACUUUGAAAGCACAAUGUCAAAAAGUACUAAAGUCUUCGAUAAUUUUAAGUUUGAAAUAGCGAAUAUGACCAAACAAGUAAAUCACUUAGAAGAAGAAUGUUUGUCUUGGAAGCAGAAAUUCCAGCAGAGCAUGAAAGCUUUGGUUGAAAUGAGCGAACAAAAGAAGGGCCAGGACGCUCAUUUAAGAAGUGUGGAUAAGAAAAUUGAGCAGUUGAAUAAACUGUGUAGGCAGUUACAAAGCGAUAGGAGUAGUUAUUUGAAGUUAUUAAAGACGCACGGCAUUGAACCGCCUCCGAGUGCUAUUCCGAAAGGAAAACCGGCCGACAAUGUAGUUCCUAAAACGUCAACUGCUGACAUGACUGAAAAAGAAAAGGAGCUCGAAGCUCUAAAAGAAAAUUUAAAGGCUGUUCAAGAUGAGUUAACUCGGUUAAAUGUUGAUGAGAUUGAAAAAUCUGAACCCACCAAGACUGAUUCAUCUAGUCAAGAUAUGGAAGAUGAAACUCUGACAACAAAUGUGCAAUUUGAAGAGGAGAAAAUAUCAAAUGAAAAAAGUGUAUCCCCAGUGUCUAGUCAGAAAGUAGUUGUUUUUAUAGAUAGCGACAAGGGAGUAAUUGAAGAAGUUAAUUUAAUCGACUCCCAGCCAAUUGAAAAAAAUACUGCUAGUACUAGUGCAAAGCAUUAAGUGAAACAAUUGGUAAAUGCCAAUGUUCACUUGUGAUCUGUUUUUCUUUGUUUCAAUGGUGCUGUUAAUGUUAUAUUAUUUUUGUUUUUGUAUUAUUAGUGUGUUCACACUUGUAUUAAAGUCGUACUUAUUUUCAUUCUGACCAAAUUGCGCUUUUGGUUUGAUCAUACGUUUUACGUUGUCCUAGUUUUGUUUAUUAUAUCAUGAAUAUUUGUAGUUGUAGGGUACCUACUACAACAAAAGUUAGAACUCAACACUUGGUGAUUUACUUCAAGAAUAUUAUGAAUCACCUUGUGACCUAUUUCUCAAUGUUUUGUUACGUUUCUUGUGUUUGUUUGUUUUUUUAAGUUAAUAGGCAUUGUUUCAACUUUGAUUUGCAGAAUUGAAUUUUUAGUUUAUUUUUAGACAGCACCAUUGACUUUGUUUUUGUUAACUAUUUUGAUUACAGUGCCUUUAAACC
Messenger RNA from Zophobas morio, 2299 nucleotides. Its product is annotated as alpha-taxilin. NCBI's taxonomy places the organism in Eukaryota, Metazoa, Arthropoda, Insecta, Coleoptera, Tenebrionidae. The record is from RefSeq and is a predicted model, not a curated record. The transcript has 4 exons. Gene Ontology annotation, molecular function: syntaxin binding. Bases 382 to 1839 code for a protein of 485 amino acids.